Messenger RNA from Carassius carassius (crucian carp), 1161 nucleotides. RefSeq names its product fibroblast growth factor 23-like. The record is from RefSeq and is a predicted model, not a curated record. Gene Ontology annotation, biological process: fibroblast growth factor receptor signaling pathway; positive regulation of cell population proliferation; cell differentiation. The coding region runs from base 357 to 1133 and encodes 258 amino acids. Gene Ontology annotation, molecular function: type 1 fibroblast growth factor receptor binding; growth factor activity. Gene Ontology annotation, cellular component: cytoplasm. The transcript has 3 exons. NCBI's taxonomy places the organism in Eukaryota, Metazoa, Chordata, Actinopteri, Cypriniformes, Cyprinidae.
GUUGAUUUAACAUUUCAGAAACAUUGGGAGACAACCAAAUGAUUCUCAUAUGCACAAAAACUAUUAAAAUUCAUUCUUGUUUUCAGUUUUGUUUAGACACCAAGACGUCAUAGAAAGCCAAAGCUGUGCCAAAUUGACAAAGCCAAUUAUGGUUCACCAGUCAAUUACCCUGACAACAAACAGAAGGUGGACAUGUUGAAUCCGCCUCCUCACAUCCUCUGGCUCUGCGGGCGAGUGUUGCGUAAAGGAGUGGCACAGGAUGCGUUUAAAUAGCUGCACUCACCAACUUUCACGCAUCACAACUUCUUCAGCACUGCACGCUGCAUUUACGCAUCGAUACUUUGCGUUCUGUGAAGAUGCGUUGCGCACUUUCCAAACUGCACAUGCUGCGUUCUUCUGUCCUUGCGCUGUGGAUCGCGACUCUCCAGGGAUUCAGACCUGCGGAUGCUGCCCCUAACCCCUCUCCCCUCCUGGGCUCCAAUUGGGGGAACCCGCGGAGGUACAUCCACCUUCAGACCACUUCGGACUUAAACAACUUCUAUUUAGAGAUCAGCCUGAAUGGACACGUGCGCAAAACUACAAACCGGGGGUCCUACAGUGUCAUUUUAUUGAAAUCAGAGAGCAGAGACCGUCUGGCAAUAUUUGGAGUGAAAAGUAACCGAUUUUUGUGCAUGGAUGCAGGAGGAACUCUUUUCACUUCUACGGUUUGUAAUAAGGAAGACUGUCUUUUUCACCACAAACUUUUGGAAAACCAUCGUGACGUGUAUUACUCCACCAAGCAUGGCAUACUGCUUAACCUGGAUGGGGUGAAACAGGUGUUCAUAGCGGGACAAAACCUCCCCCAGUCGUCUCUCUUCUUAUCCGAGAAGAACAGUGUUCCACUGGAGCGCCUGCAGCACCGGGAGAGGAGGAACCGGCAGGUGAACCCAUCAGACCCGCUGAACGCGCUCCGGAACGGAGAGGCGUCGGACUCCAGAGCUGCUCAGGAGGACGAUGGGGACUUGGACUUUGAGCCGUCAGAGGGUCGAAACAUCUCCAGGGAAAAUCUGGUUUCCCCUUCCGAUGAUGACCCGUGGGAUCUUCUUCACGACACGAGCCCCGGCAGUCCCCGGAUUUCAGCAGUUGUUGGAUAAAGUUACAGAUCCUCCGUGGCUUGACUGU